CCUCCAGGGGCGAAGAAGGUGACGAACAAGGCGACGCUGUGGUACGUGCCGCUGUCCCUGAAGAACGUGAACAAGGUCGUUGAGGUUCCCCCCAUCCAGUACGUGAGAAAGGAGCAGGAGGACGAAGGGAAGAAGCGUUAUGAGGAGCAGAAGCUGGAUCGGCUGGAAACUAAGCAGAGGAACGGCGACGUGAUCUUCCCCAUCAUCAACCCAGACAGGCAGACAAAAGAGCCACACACUGUUGGCUACAGCCAGUCCAGCCUGAUCCACCUCGUGGGACCAUCGGACUGCACGCUGCUGGGCUUCGUGCAUGGAGGUGUCACCAUGAAGCUCAUGGACGAGGUCGCGCCCCCCCGCCACUGCAAGACCAACAUCGUCACCGCCUCGGUGGAUGCCAUCAACUUCCACGAGAAGAUCAAAAAAGGCAACGUUAUUACCAUCUCGGGCCGCAUGACCUUCACGAGCAAUAAAUCCAUGGAAAUUGAAGUCUUUGUGGAUGCUGACCCGUUUGUGGACGAGCCCCGGGAGCGGUACCGUGCUGUCAGCGCCUUCUUCACCUACGUCUCCCUGAGCAAGGAGGGGAAGCCCCUGCCUGUCCCGCAGCUGCUGACGGAGACGGAGGAUGAGAAGCGGCGCUUCGAGGAAGGCAAGGGCAGGUACCUCCAGACGAAAGCCAAGCGGCAGGCGCAGAUGCAGCAGGCUGCCCAGCAGUGA
Molecule: messenger RNA, 714 nt
Organism: Eurypyga helias (sunbittern)
Lineage: Eukaryota; Metazoa; Chordata; Aves; Eurypygiformes; Eurypygidae
Gene: ACOT7
Product: acyl-CoA thioesterase 7
Exons: 7
Biological process (GO): palmitic acid biosynthetic process; acyl-CoA metabolic process
Cellular component (GO): nucleoplasm; cytosol; extracellular exosome
Molecular function (GO): long-chain fatty acyl-CoA binding
Source: RefSeq, a predicted model, not a curated record